UUCGGUCCGUCACCCUCUGCUCUUUCUGCUUCUCAGAGUCCGCAGCUGCUGAAGUCACACCCCUGAUUCUCUUAACUGCACCCCCUCACCCUAGUGUGCUGAUAGCCCCCUCCUCCCUGCACUUGCUCAAAGGUCUCCAGACAGAGGGCAAUGCAAGCAAGCUGGUGAAGGCCUUCCUCCUCUCCACCAUGGUCGACACUACCAAGUAUGUAGCGGCUGCCCAGCAUGAGGCAGAUUCCUCUGCUCUGGAAGAUGGGGCCAGCCCAGUGGCCGAGCAGGUAAAACUGAAGAAGGAGAUCUCACUACUUAACGGCGUGUCCCUGAUAGUGGGGAACAUGAUCGGCUCCGGCAUCUUUGUCUCCCCCAAAGGUGUACUCAUGUACAGUGCCUCUUUUGGCCUCUCGUUGGUCAUCUGGGCCGUUGGGGGCAUUUUCUCCGUCUUUGGGGCCCUUUGUUAUGCUGAACUGGGUACCACCAUUAAGAAAUCUGGGGCCAGUUACGCUUAUAUCCUGGAGGCCUUCGGAGGAUUUCUUGCCUUCAUCCGCCUCUGGACUUCUCUGCUCAUCAUUGAACCCACCAGCCAGGCCGUCAUUGCCAUCACCUUUGCCAACUACAUGGUGCAGCCCCUCUUCCCGAGCUGUGCUGCUCCCUAUGCUGCUGCCCGCCUGCUGGCUGCUGCCUGUAUCUGUCUCUUAACCUUCAUUAACUGUGCCUAUGUCAAGUGGGGAACCUUGGUCCAAGACAUUUUCACCUAUGCUAAAGUGUUGGCGCUGAUUGCUGUUAUCAUUGCAGGCGUUGUUACACUUGGCCAGGGAGCCACGAGUCACUUCGAGAAUUCCUUCGAGGGUUCAUCGUUUGCAAUGGGUGACAUCGCCCUGGCUCUCUACUCAGCUUUGUUCUCCUACUCGGGCUGGGACACCCUUAACUAUGUCACCGAAGAGAUCAGGAAUCCUGAGCGGAACCUGCCCCUCUCCAUUGGCAUUUCCAUGCCCAUCGUCACCAUCAUCUACCUCUUGACCAACGUGGCCUAUUACAGUGUGCUCGACAUGAAGGAUAUCCUGGCGAGUGAAGCUGUUGCUGUGACCUUUGCGGAUCGAAUUUUUGGAAUAUUCAACUGGACAAUUCCAGUGGCAGUUGCAUUAUCCUGCUUUGGUGGCCUCAAUGCUUCCAUUGUGGCUGCUUCUAGGCUUUUAUUUGUGGGCUCAAGAGAAGGCCACCUCCCUGAUGCCAUCUGUAUGAUUCAUGUUGAGCGGUUCACACCAGUGCCUUCUCUACUCUUCAAUGGCAUCUUGGCACUGGUCUACUUGUGUGUGGAGGACAUUUUCCAGCUCAUUAACUACUACAGCUUCAGCUACUGGUUCUUUGUGGGGCUUUCCAUCGUGGGUCAGCUUUAUCUACGCUGGAAGGAACCUGACCGGCCUCGCCCUCUCAAGCUCAGUCUUUUCUUCCCCAUUGUCUUCUGCCUCUGCACCAUCUUCCUGGUGGCCGUCCCACUUUACAGUGACACCAUCAACUCCCUCAUCGGCAUCGCCAUUGCCCUCUCAGGCUUGCCCUUCUACUUCCUCAUCGUCAGGGUCCCCGAGCACAAGCGACCUCUCUGCCUUCGCAGGAUCGUAGCCUCCACCACACGGUACCUCCAGAUCCUCUGCAUGUCAGUUGCUACAGAACUGGAUUUGGAAGAUGGAGAGAUGCCCAAACAACAAGGUCGCAAGUCUAAGUAGAGCUUGGAAUUCUGAGAUGUGGACAAAUGGGUGCUUCUUACGUCCCACUGGCCAGAACCUUUUUGGAGGUACUCCAUCCAGGAGCCCAGUCUCGGCAGCUUCAACUUUGAACUUGCUUUUGAGGGAUGAAAAAUAAUUUAUUUGUUUUGCUAUGUGUUGUUUCAGACUUCAUAAAGGGAUAAUGCAGACUGUGGCAGGAAGCAGGCCACUUCUGGGGCCUGGUUCUGGAGGUGCCUGGGUGUGCCUACCCACUCCUUUCCUUCACAGGGACCAACAAUGCUCCCCAAACUUGUCUCCUUUAGAGGGACACAAAACUGUCAGAGUUGCAAAACAAUAAAAAGGUUAUGUUCCUACAGUCUGAGUGACUUUCUUUACUUAGUGACUCUGGGUACUUAGCAGUUUAAAGACAGACUCGGAAAGUAAAUGAGUCAACUUCUCCCUCAGGAGCCAGCCGCCCAAAGGUUAUAAAGCCAAUUUUUAUAAAAACAUGUGAACUGCCGCACUACAAUGUUAUAAGUGUAAAAAGCUAGCGCAUAAGAACUUCCCCUUUUCUUGUGUGCUGCAUGUACAGAGGCCAGAAGACACUAGGUGUCCUGUCUGUCACUCUCCACCCUCUUCCCCAGAGACAGGGUCUCUCACUGAACCUGUCCCUAGCCCAAGUAAUCCUCCUGUCUCCACACCCCACAGAACUGGGAUUAGAGAAGUAAGAACAGGGCCACGCCCAGCUUCUCACAUGGGUGCUGGGGAUUUGAACUCUCACCUGCUGAGUCAUCCCCCCUUCAUUCUUCCAAAUCACCACUCAGAAUCCCAACACAUCUACUUCUUAAAGAAACUGUAUAGGUAAUCUUGGGGGGUAGGUCAGGAAACAUGGCUCAGGGCUGGAGAUGUAGGGUCAGUCCCCAGUACAAGAGACACACAGUCUUGCCUAUCAUCUCUACAGUGCAAACGCAGAUGCAGUGGGAGGCAGGUCUGAGCUUUGAAGCACAGGUUAAAACCCAAAGCUCCUUCCCA
Messenger RNA from Microtus ochrogaster (prairie vole), 2732 nucleotides. It is a transcript of the gene Slc7a7, whose product is annotated as solute carrier family 7 member 7. The record is from RefSeq and is a predicted model, not a curated record. Gene Ontology annotation, molecular function: L-amino acid transmembrane transporter activity; basic amino acid transmembrane transporter activity. Gene Ontology annotation, cellular component: membrane. Gene Ontology annotation, biological process: amino acid transmembrane transport. NCBI's taxonomy places the organism in Eukaryota, Metazoa, Chordata, Mammalia, Rodentia, Cricetidae.